CCCUAUGUUUUAGAGAGAGAAACACAGAGACACAGAGAGAGGGAUAUAGAGAGAGGGAGAGACAGAGAGAGUGAGAGAGAGAGACAGUGAUUGGAAGGGAGAGUUUAGAUUCCUCCCCUCUCUCUCCAUCCCUAUGUGUGAGAAAGAGGGAGAGACAGUGCAAUACGGAGAGAGAGCGAGGGAGAGAGCGUGUGGCGACAGCCUCGGCUCACAGCGUCGGAUGCAGGGCGAGCGGGGGGAUGCGUGAGAGAGAAAAAGUUUCUUCUCCUUCUCGGCAAUACCUCGCGGCUAUGGACGGCUCAUGGCGGGCUGCAGUCUGAGGGUGUGUGCGUGUCUGUGCGUGCGUGUGUCUGUGUGUAGGGCAUCAGAGGGGGUGGAGGUGUAGCGGAGGAAGGGGUGGUGGUCGCGGGGAGUUGAGGGGACUGCCGUGGGUGGAGGUGCGGAGCGCGGAGAGGAGCGACACAUCAGGACACAUCUGGACGGAGAGAGGAAAAACAAAAAGGAAUUUGGGGAUUUUUGGACGGAGAGGGACGGAGACAAGGCGGUCGCCUGCAUCGACAAUCAUACUUUAUCCGUGUGGGAGGCGCCAUCGACAACCCAUGAGCAGCUCAGAGCGCCGGCACCAUGUGUGCGGAGGUGGAGGCGUGGCGAGCGGGCAUAGGUUUUCCCCCCCGUCGGACCGAGGCUGAGGCUCCGGAGAAGGUCUACAGCUGGCAUGGCCACUCGUCAGCCAGAUGCUAGCCCAGAAGAGCUUCUGUUCGGGGCCGCCAUCAUGGAAAACGUGACGCCCGGCAGCACGCCCGAGGAGCCGGCGGAGAGGAGCUACAACUACCUGGCCCUGGUCCUCGGCGUCCCCCUCAUCCUGAUCAUCAUCCUGGGCAACGUACUGGUGUGCCUCAGUGUGCUCACCGAGCGCUCGCUCAAGACCGCCACCAACUACUUCAUCAUCAGCCUGUCGGUGGCCGACCUCCUGCUGGCCGUGUUGGUGCUGCCGCUGUACGUCUAUACUGAGUUCUUGGGUGGCAUUUGGACGCUGAGCACCUACAUAUGCGAUGCUCUGAUGACCAUGGAUGUCAUGCUGUGCACUGCCUCCAUCCUGAACCUGUGUGCCAUUAGCGUGGACAGAUACAUCGCCGUGGUGGUGCCGCUCAAAUACAACCGGAACCAGUUCAGUGUGCGCCAGCUGGCCCUCAUCACCGCCACCUGGGUGCUGUCGCUCGUGGUGGCCAGCCCCGUCAUCUUCGGCCUCAACCGGGUGCCGGGCCGCGACCCUAGCGUGUGCAAGCUGGAGGACGACCACUUUGUGGUGUACUCCUCCGUGUGCUCCUUCUUCGUGCCUUGCCCCGUCAUGCUCUUCCUGUACUACUGGAUGUUCCGCGGCCUUCGGCGCUGGAGCACGGGCCGAAGUCGCAGCCAGGUCGCGCGCGGAGGCCGCCGAAGCCUCUCGCUGCGGCUCAGCUCGGCGUUGCGGCGGGACAAGGCGAGAGGCGGUGGCGCCACUGCCGUCGCCGCUGGCAGGGAGAAGGCGGUGUAUCUGAGCCCGACGUCGCCGUCCGCAAUCUCUGUUGUGUCAACGCCCCUGGCGACGCCGCUGGGACCGCCGGAGGGCGAGGGGGAUGGGGGGCAGGACUGCCUGACGGCGGCAGCGGAGAGCGACCCCAUGACGACGCAGGUGGACAGUGGGUCCGACGGUGACCCCGUCGAGAGGGCUCCCGGGGAGGCAGGUGGCGGUGGCGGCAGGGAGAACGGCCUGGCCAAGGCCUUCGGGGUGAAGAGGUCGCGGCGCAACAGCAAGAGCAGCCGAGUGAGCGGGAGGGAGCGAAAGGCUAUGAAGGUCCUUCCGGUCGUCGUGGGGGUGUUCCUGGCCUGCUGGACACCGUUCUUCGUGGUGCACGUCACCAACGUGCUGUGCGAGUCGUGCAACAUCGGCCCAACGCUCAUCUCCGUGGUGACUUGGCUGGGCUACGUCAACAGCGCCGUCAACCCCAUCAUCUACACUGCCUUCAACACCGAGUUCCGGAAUGUCUUUCACAAGCUGCUCUGCUGUCGGACCUGAGCCAACCCCGGAGUCGGACCAUUGAGAUGUAUAUCUUUAUAUCUGUAUAUAUUGCUCAUAGUUAUGAAUAGGUUUCUGUACUGUGUGGAGCGUGUGGAUCCUAAUCGCUUCGGACGACAGGAGUUCUCAAUCUUCGCAUCUUUCUUCCAACGUCGAA
Gadus macrocephalus (Pacific cod) is the source of this 2213-nucleotide messenger RNA. It is a transcript of the gene drd4-rs, whose product is annotated as dopamine receptor D4 related sequence. Gene Ontology annotation, cellular component: plasma membrane. The transcript is spliced from 6 exons. Bases 716 to 2056 code for a protein of 446 amino acids. Gene Ontology annotation, molecular function: G protein-coupled receptor activity; dopamine neurotransmitter receptor activity, coupled via Gi/Go. The record is from RefSeq and is a predicted model, not a curated record. Gene Ontology annotation, biological process: adenylate cyclase-activating adrenergic receptor signaling pathway; adenylate cyclase-inhibiting dopamine receptor signaling pathway. Lineage: Eukaryota; Metazoa; Chordata; Actinopteri; Gadiformes; Gadidae.